Messenger RNA from Funneliformis caledonium, 1673 nucleotides. The record is from the annotation of a GenBank genome assembly. Lineage: Eukaryota; Fungi; Glomeromycota; Glomeromycetes; Glomerales; Glomeraceae.
GGAAAAGAGACAUGAUGACUCAGACUUGGAUGAAGAAAGUGGACCCAGAAAGAAAGAAAAAAGCUUAGUUUUUUCGCUGACAUUACUAUCUCCUUAUGUAAAAAUUAAUCUCCACAAGUUCUAUGACCGUGAUGAAGCUUUGAAUUUAAUUUUGGAUGUCGCUUGUCUCAAUUAUGAAAAACGUACAAGUAACGAUCACAAAGAUCAUCAUUUUAUCCAAGUUCCUGGAGGAAUAGGAAUAGAAAAGACACGCAUAGGAUGGGAGUCACAAUAUCUGUUAUCCAGUCUGAAAGCAGAGAAUGACUACACUGAUGAAUUCAAGAAAGCUUUGAAAGAUCCCUGCUACAUCUUUGUUGACUUGAACAAUGGAUGCAAAUAUCUUAUGGGUUUCGAUGACAAGAAAGACUCAAGUGUACGAAUAGGAGCACGCAUGGCAGUAGCUUCAGGUUUGGUGUCUGGGCGUCUAUCUGAUUUGUUAGAUACGAACACUAAGUGCUUAAAUCUUUUCAAUGUGAUCUCGCAUAUUCUUAAACUUCGCUUAGAAACAAACCAGCAGUCAGUUUAUGCCAUCAUCAUCCACCUUGAUGAAUUUCAACUAUACAUUGAUGAUGUUCAAAUUCACCAAAAAACAUCGUGGGAAUUAGCUCGCAAAUUCUAUAAAACAAUGCUAAAAGAGAUUGGUAGUGUCAUGCGUGAAAACUCUAAUGCUAAUUAUUUUAUCGUCCCAAUCUGUACAGGAACGUCUGCUAUUGAUAUUAAUUUUUUACUUACAGAGCAUUCUCAAAUAUCGUUGAACCUCAAACCUUUGAAUUAUGAAUCAGCAAGAUCUAUGUUUCUUGACAAGUAUGAGUAUUUGAGGCUCACUAGGCAAUCUAUCAAGCGAGAUUUUCUGUUGUCCAGUGGCAUGUCUAUUGGUGAACUUGAGCGGGCUGGUUUGAUUUAUCUCUCCAACUUUAAGGGUGAACAGUAUACCAUUGUUAUGCCCUUCAUUCUAUUGAAGAUACUCAACAACAUUCUCUUUACUUCUGAUGUAGAAACUGUUUUAAUCGAAGUUAAGAAUUCAAUGAUUUUGUCCAUUAAGCAUAAAAUUUAUCAUCUCGAAGUAAAAGAUAAAAAUCAAACGGAUAGUUACGAAAAAAGUAAAAUCAACGCCGAAAUGAAAAGAGUAACUAAUGAUUUUGCCAUUCAAACUGAUAAGAACUGGCAACUAUCUGAUAUAUUUCGUAAUGCAAAAGGUGCUGACACACUUCUUCAACGUAAAGUACGAUUGCGCAGGCUUAAAGUCUUUACUGAGAAUGAGAAAUUUCUUGUAAAAAUGAGUGACAUUGCCAAAUUUACUAAAUUUGUAUUAUGUGAUGAUAAUGUGUCUCGCGAAUUUGACAGAGGCAUUUUUCGCUGUUACCAAGGAUGUGCUAACAUUGAUCACCGCUGGAUUCUUGAUUCUGCUGAUGAGGGAAAGAAAUUAGCAAUUUUUUCGCAAAUUAAAUACUCAGAACGUGAUACAACUACUACUAUUUCCACACCAGUGAUUAAACGAUGGUAUGAUACAACAAUAGCAUCAGUAGAAAAUUAUAAAACUGAGUAUGAUGAGAUUCUUGUCUUGUUCACGAACCGGACCUGUACGGGAACUAUUGAUAUGGAACAAAUGCCCAAACUGCUUCUCAUUUAUCCAG